GGGCAGCCUCUUUCGUCCGAUAACAAUCGAAGAUGUAUAGUCGAGAAUCGCAGCAGUAUACCACGGUCAGCGGCGCUGUCCCGGCCCUUCCACUCAGGCUCGCCUCUCUUCCCAGCCUUGCUAGCAAAACCAGAGUCGUGACAUUAGUCGGACUCGUCGGGGUAGCGAGUCUGCUGCUAGCCAACCAUGAAAGGGUCUCUCCCGAGAACAUCAAGCACUUCUGGACACAGCACACGACAUCGGAUAGCUGCAAUCCCUAUGCAGAAUAUGGCGUCGUCCACAUCUCGGCCGACACGCCUGCUCAGAAUUACUAUGCGCCCAUAAACGAGACUAGCUGCCCUCGCAGUCGACUGCUGGACGAAGCAGUUGCUGCAUCUGAUCUGGCAGUCACUACAGGUCAGAGCAGCGUGAGCGGGAGUACGCUACCGUGGCUGCAUGACCGUACUGUUGCGCUCUUUGGCGAUAGUCACGAACGGUUUCAUCUCAUCGACUUUUGCAGGUUCUUUGGUCGAAUGGGCAAGGUCGAGCUCAUCGUUCCGUCCCAUCCGCUGUCGCCGCCAGCGUACACUUCCAGCAACGAGCCACCGAAUGAGAAUGAGGAUCUGAGCGCGAGCAGACCUUAUGUCUGUCAUGUGCAGUCGUUCAAUCUCACGCUCGUCAAUCUACACAUGUUCGGUGUAGCAUCGUUCCAAGAGUUCAAGGAUCAAGAUGUCGGCUCGUUCUUCCGUGACCGCCAUUACUAUCCGCCCAUGGUGACAGAAGACAAACUGAAUGAGGUGUUCUUGCCGCUACUUGCCAACAUUGGUAGACCCAUCGAUCUGAUCGAGUUCAGCACUGGCUACUGGGAUCUGCUCCACAAGUCCCGUUUGGAAGACACUCUGGAUGCCACGCGACGAACACACGCCGAGAACCUGCCUCUGUCCUAUAUUGACUGGUACGACAGCGGCCUGAGACGUCUCUUGCUGGCAGUGGCUCAAGCUUUUCCCGACCGUAGCGUGCCUAUCUUAUUCAGGCACUUGCAUCAGGUCCAGCAGCGACACGACACGCCCACCAAUCGCGUCGCAGCAUUUGGCGCAGUUGGCAAGAAAGUCGUCCACGAUCUCAAUACAAACGACACAAUCCCACACGUGCUCAAAGGCAGGCUGAGGGAUGACAACUGGGGUCCUCUCCUGCUCGGGCAAGAGGAUCAUAUAGCCGACACGAUGCAUUACAGAGGCUAUGCGAAUUAUAUCUGGGCAGACAUCAUCUUGUUCGAGCUACGAAGGGCAGUGACCGGUCAAGGUGCAUAGCUGCCGCAGUUCUUGUUGUUCAUUUUCAUUUGCAUAGGGCACGCGAGGCAUUUCGUUUGACGCGACAA
Molecule: messenger RNA, 1357 nt
Organism: Mixia osmundae IAM 14324
Lineage: Eukaryota; Fungi; Basidiomycota; Mixiomycetes; Mixiales; Mixiaceae
Exons: 3
Coding region: 33-1289 (418 amino acids)
Source: RefSeq, a predicted model, not a curated record